UUGGCACCCGGAAGUCGGCUCCACGUGGGUGAAGCGGGGAGAAUGUCUGCGGUGCUGCUGCGCAAGGGGCUGGAGCUGCUGGAGGAGACAGGUGCGGCGGGUACCGGGCCGGAGCGGGGCGGACAUCCCCUGCCCGCCUUUCUCAACAGCUCUGUUCUCCCGGCUCUAGGGCGCGGGGCGGAUCCUCCUAGACGCCGGGCCGGGCUCAGCGGCCGCCCGAAGCGGUCGGGGAAAGCGCCGCGGAGGAGGAAGGUGGCUUUGGGACUCAACGGGGGCAACGCCACAGUCAAAGGCAGAGUGACCAAGUCGGCAAUAGAUGAGUAUCAGAAGAACAAGGCUGUGAAUCAUUUGAAGAAGAACUUGCAGUACAUGAUGAAUACCCGAUUUGUUGCAAACAAAGCCAUCACGCAGCAGGUUCUCACCCACAAUCAAGGCAGGAAAUCUAAAGACCGUCCUCCAGAGAAGCCAAAGAAGAAGUCUGAAAGCACCGUCUUCACUGAAGAAGAUUUCCAGAAAUUUGAGAAGGAAUACUUUGGGAAGGCUUAAGCAGCAUGAGAAGAACUUGCCAUUUCAGCUUCUCAAAAACUGAGUACUUGGAGCAUAGAACUGAUCCUGUCCUGUUGCCUGAGGUGGGAAGCAAACAAUGCCUUUUAUUUGCAAACAUUUAGAUGGCACAUCAGCUUGGGAGAUCUUGCAUCUCUGCAGAGACUUUAUUUGUAUAGUGUGGGGUGUGAUGCUAUAGACUUGAGACAGCAGCCCUAGGAAUCAUCUUGCCUUAAAAGUCCGUUAUGUUUCUUGUUACCCGCUUCAAUCCUGUACUUCUUAUGUUCUUCUGGAAGAACAUGACAGAUUCUCCAUUCAAGCUAGAUGUAAAGUCUCUUUUGUGUGGUUCCACUCAUUAGCUGAGGGCAACUUAAACUACUGUAUCUCAGUGGAUAGAUCCCCAGGAGGUAGUUCAGAAAUGAACUCUGGACCAGGAGUCAUCAUCAGAACAAGGGAAAGGAUAUUCCAGGAAGGAGGAAAUUUGGACACAGUUUCUCUCUGUAUUUAGUGUCAUCUCCAUCAUUGCAAGAUGCUGCAAGAUGGUUAGUGCUGUAACAACCCUAGAAGUUAAUGGCCUUCCUUGCUUUUGUGGUGGAGUGGUGAUAAUGACAGAGAUUAAACGGGUCAGUCCAAGAAUAAUUUUCUUUAGGCUGUUUUAGAGUUUGAUGAAGGUCCUCAUGAACGACUGGUGCCUCCUGAGACGGGACGGGGGACAUGGCACGGGACACAACCAUUUGUAGCCAGCAGCAAGCAAGGACUGCCCGCAGAUGCCAGUGGUGGUGUUGUGGGGGUGGGGCAGCGAGCAGCAACUGCCCGCAGAAGCCAGUGACCAAUCUCAAGGGGCGUGUGCCCCUCCCCCCCAAGCAACACCUAUGAAGGUCCUUUCUGUGAUCCAUGUUAUCACAUGUACAUGUUUCUUUCUUUUUACUGUGAUACUUGGCUCUCCAUGGAGUGCUGAGAACAGAAUUGAAAUGAUUCCUCUCUCUCUCUUCUCUGUGGGACUCUUCAUGGUCACUCCCACAGCUUAGGUUAAAGCAUCAUUCAUAUAGCAUAUAGCUGAACUUGGAUAUAUCAAGGAGACCAACCACAUAAGGUAUUGUUGCUGCAUAGAAGGGCUCAUGAUAGGCCUCAGCUUUCUUGUUAUGAAACUGGAAGGAGUAGCUAGCUAUCUGCCACCUCAUCUGGAGAUACCAGGCCUGCCCUGGCAGAACGUGGUGAUACCACCAGUCUGCUAGAUCACAUCUUCACACCCAGUGGUUCUGUUGUUAUACUCAGGCAGCUGUGCCAGAGUGCAAAGCGUAUUCUGGGAGGGCACCAGCUGCCAAAUGGAAAAGAGAAGGGGUAGAUUUCAUAGACAUUAGGGCUGGAAGGGACCUCGGAAGAUCAUUGAGUCCAGCCCGCCACCCAAAGGGCAGGAAGUCAGCUGGUCAUAGGAUCCCAGCAAAAUAAGCAUCCAAUUUACUCUUGAAGGUGUUCGGUGUAGGUGCUUGAACCACCUCCGAUGGCAGGCUAUUCCAGACCUUGGGGGCUUGGGGUAGCAGAAGCCUUACUCUGCUCAGGAGAGGUGAAGUAGCUCUGCCAGUGGACUUUAAGGUUCUGACACCUGAGAGGGGCUCUGAGCUUAAGUGCCUCACUUUCACUUAUAUGACUAGAGUUGUACCAGAAAAAUUGUCAUAAACCAAGCCUGGGUGAAGGGAGAAAAUCUGCCAAACAAAUCAAUAUUAUGUUUUAUAGAUGUUGCAACAAACAAUUUGGCCAGCUGGUGGGGGUGUUGCUGCUUCAGACAUUCCCAUAACCAACCUAAGCUGUGUUUCUGGUGAAAUGGUAACUCUUAUCACAGCUUGUAUCCCUUUACCUUAGCCAAUAGGAGCUGUGUUCUGAAAAUAGGAAGAAUGAGUCACAUUCUUAGCCCCAUGCCCUCCCUGAGCACCACCAAGAUCUUUUUCCCCUACCCAGUCUGCUGCUGAGUUUUCUGCUCCCCACCCAAACUGCUGUACUGCUUCCUGUCCCAUGCUCCAUGCCUGAUCAAAGAUGCUUUGCUUUCUGUUCCCUGCCCUAUCUACCACUGGUGUUUGUCCCCACCCCAGUCUGCUGUGCACCACACACAAAGGCUGUCCACAUCACUUGUGGCACCUAUGCUGCAGGUUGGCCACCCCUGUCAUAGACUAAAUCAGAAAUGCGUAAGCUUUCAUGAGCCCAAACUUACUUCAUCAGGGGCUGUGAAAGGGCUUGCAGAAGGCAAGGUAGAGGUGUACCUUAUAAACCAACUGACUACAGGGUAUUCAAUUAGUCCAGGGUUGAAUCACCCUGUGACCCACAGACCAGAUCUGGGUGCUGGCACCAUGUCAUUUGGCCCAUGGGGUUGGGGGCCCAUAAGGAUCCCCACAGGCUGUGACCCUGCAUGCUAGAUUCAUUGCACAGGGCCUGAUCCCAGCAUACAGGAGUGGCACAAGGCCCCAGGGCCCAAUCCCUGCAUGCAGGGGCCAGCUGAGGCCACAGGGGGCUCAAUACAGCCCACAGACCUGCUCUGUGUGCUUCAUCUGGCCCACAGAGCCAAAGGGCUGAGUGCCACUGAAUUAGUCCAUAAAGUGCAUCUCUACCCAGCCUUAUACCACAGCAUCUUCCUGUUGGCCCUGUUGUCUGUUUGCCUGUAGUAUCUUACAGGGAGCAGAGGAGGGUUGGAUGGUAAGUCUGGGAAGUUGAGGGGUUUGAACUGGCAUUUUGUACUGAUGAAAUGUAGGCAAUUCUGAGAAUGAGCAUCUGUACAAUGUGUGUCACUUGGAAGUUCUACAACAGAAUGUGGAAGGGAAUCUGGUCACUGGCACACUUCCCCUCUCUUUCUGCCAAAAGGAGAGGGACUAGAGUGGCCCAAAAACUAGUUCCCUAUUUCAAGUUUGUUGAUACAGAAACAAGAAAUUCAUGAAGAAAAGAAGUAAUUUCCUCCCCCUCCUUUUUUUUUUUUUUAACUAACUUUGAACUUAUUUCAAAGAGCAGUUUGCCAGGUGUCAAGAGCCAUUUUUAAUUUUCAGUGUUGUACAAAACUAGCCCACAUUGCUACAUACAAAGCAGCAACACUUCUGCCAGUAUAACUUAAAAAUACUGUAUGCCUGGCUGGUUGUUGGGGUGUUUUUGGCUCCCUAAUAAUUAUGGUGCACAACUCUUCAUAGAAAAGGGCAAAUUGAUGACAUGGUUCUAAGUUUUCUCAGCCUUACCCUUGCUUCUUGGAAGGCCUACUGCAAAUCUUUUGCCCAACAAGACUACCUGUCCUUCUUGUAGACCUUGGGGUGCUUCCCCUCUGCAAAAGAUGGAGCAAGCUUUAAGUUGCUGUGAUCUAUGUGCAGUGGAGGUCAGAAUCAUGCCUGGGACAGUGUAGGAUUAUAGCUAGAAGAGUGCUGGGACCAAUAAAAAUAAGUGUCUGCUGAUAUUGAGCUGCUGUGAGUGUGAUUCAUAUAGGAAGGCUGUGCUAGUUCAGCAUCUAGAUUUGGCAUUAGCUUACAUUAAAUUUGUGCAGACAUGUGCAAACUAGAGGUGCACCAGUAUAUCAGUUGUCUCUCUGAUCAGCACCAAUAAAAGGGGAAAUGACAUCAUCGGCUAUCGGCUUUUUUUUUUUACUGUUAUAGCCGAUAAUGUUUACAGAUAAUUAUGCCUUCUAGCUAGGGCCCCCUCUGCCCCGCAGGGCCAGCUUCCCACCCUGCCCCCCCAUGCUUGUGUUCCCUUGGGAAACAGCAGGCUUCCCCUUGUAGACAGGCACCAUUCUAGCCUGCAGGGAGCACCACACGCACGCAUGUGCCUGCAUACAUGCACGCAUGUGCCUGCAUACAUGCACAUGGCGAGAAAUACAGCCAGGGAAUGUGGAGGGCAGCUCCCACUGGAGUCUAUAGGGGAAGGGGUGUGGUGGGGGUGCAGAUUGAGGCCCCCACGGUGAAGGAGGGAGAGAGGCAGGGGCUGGGAGUGUUGCCAGCCAGUGCAGUGCAUGGCACCCAGGACCAGGAUGGAGCCAUGGGCAGCUUAUGCAGGGGGGACGGGGCAACUUCCAGCCACUGCAUACCCAUUGAGGGAGGAAUGGUAGGCAUGUGCAUCCCCAGAUUUGUGCCUGGGGCAGAUGCAGGGCUCUACUCUGCUGCCUUUCCCUUGGGAGCCCCAUGCUGGCUGCGCAGCACCUGCCCUCACAGCAGCAGUAAGGGCAGCAAGCUGUGCCCCCCGCUACUGUGUGGGUGGUACAACCCACUGCUGCCAAGCAGGCAGGGAGUGUGCGGCUGGUGUGGAGCUUCCUGGGGCAAAGGCAGCAGAGUGGAGAGCCUGAGCCCAGAGUAUACAGCCCGCAUCUGCCCGAGUCCCACUCUGCUCUACUCCACUUAAAAGCAUCCCUACACUUAAGGCUAAGCUACAUUAACUUUGGAGAGUUUACCUCCUUCCCACCCAACUUGUAAGACUGGUUUGCUCCCAAUGGGCCAAAGCUCAGGAACGCAGAAGAAUGAACUCUGGCCGUUUAAAUAAAGCUUCUCAAGAAGGGCUAGCUGUGCAGAGGAAGAGAGGAGUUAUUUCAUUUCCUAAAGAGAAGACAGGGUAGCUGAAUAAGCACGUAAGUUACAGUCAGAACUGAAGCUUUUAGAAUGCCAUCCCAGGGGAAGUCAAAGCUUGAGACUGGAUGCCUGAAGAAACAUGCACUGACCAGGAAGGAUACAGGGGCAGCCAUUUAUGUCAUGAUAACACGUAUUAACUGGUAGAACAUCGUGUUUCAUUGUCCCUGCUAACUGCGCACUUUUUGCCUGCAUUGGCUGCUCUCAGCACCACAAGUGUGAAAACCUCUUCAGGCUGCUUUGUUCUAGCAAGUAUAAAAUAAAGGCCUGGCCCCUAAUUUCACUGAGCAGGACAUAUCAGCAAGUGUUCCUCCCUGUCCCAACGCCACUAUCUCUGUAAGCUGAGGGAACAGCUUGUUGGAGGGUGGGGCCUCUGGGCAUGUAGGACUAUACCAUAUAAAAUAGAUGAAGCGUGGAGAGGGUCACACAGGUAAAUGACAGCUCUGGAACAGAGAAGGCAGGGUUAGAACUGCCUGUCACCUCUCGCCAGAGCUGUCCUAGGCUAGGACUGACAUGCUCACACAAGGAAUAGUCGGGGUGGGCAUGGAGAAGGGAGCUUCUCAGUAGUUACUCGUUCCAUUUGGCCUCUGCUGAGAGCAGCAGAAAGGCAAGAGUCCCAAAAAUAUCACCUUAAACUUGACAGACAGCCAGCAACAGUUGAACCUGUCCUGCCACAUUCCCCUAUGCUCCAGCUGUGAGCUGCCACAGAAGUAUGAGUGCUGCAUGGCCAGUAGUGCAUGUUGGAUGAGCUCAUUGUGUCUAAACUCCUGGCUUUAUUCCCAGCUCUGCGACAGUGACCGAGUAUGUUGCCGCAGAAAAUAUAGAUAGCUAAACUUGAGGGAGUGCCACCUUACAUGCAUUUCUCCACCCAUAUGGUGCAAGAAGGAGAGGGUAGCUAGCUGCUAGUUUAAUACAAAUGCAAAUAGAAGGCCAAAGCACUGACACAGCAGACCUUUCUUGAAAGAGGUUAUGCAGCAGAAAUACCCUCCCCUCCCAAAUGAUUAAUACUGGUGUAGCCUCCCGCAAACAAGAUCCAUAAAAAUCAGCUCACAGUCUUUUUCACCCCAGUGCCACAUGAAUGAGAAACAAACUGCUUGAUUUGGUGUUGACAGAUGCAGGCUUGCCUACACUGAUUUGCUCAUACCCUUGCUGUGUUAAACUUACUCACUAAGCCUGGGGUGUCAUCAAUUCCAGAUGGCUCUGUGAAAGCCUCUUUGAUAAGCAGCAAUAACCUGUGUUAGGCUAUGUAAGAGAGAGAGAGAGAGAGAGAGUGAAAAAUACAGGAACAAUGCAGUUAUGCAAAUCAACAGGACACAAUCAUGGAGAAUACUGAAGGGGCAGAAACAAAAGGUAUAUGAAAAAUGGUAACGGGGAAGACAGAUUGAAAAGGCAGCUGCUAAAACUUUCAAGAGCUCCUCAGAAGGCAUGUAGGUGCCUAAUUUCACUGAUACCAAUGAGAGGUGCCCAGAUACUUGAGGAUCUAGUCCCUUUUCCUUUUCAGAAGGGACUUGGGCACUUAGACAACUCUUACUGAAAAAAACUCAAGGGGACUUAGGUGCUUACAUAAUUAAGUUUCUUUAGAAAAUUAUAGUCACGGACUAUUUAGAGAGAAUACAUACUAGCACUGUACUGAAUGCAUAAUGGUGUAGAGAAGGUAAAAUAGGUGCCUUUCUUUCCCCCCCCCCAUUUUUCAUAAUGCAAGGAAAAAACAAAUGUUAACUGAACUGAAACACAAGAAAUUUAAAGCCUUAAAAAAAAAAAAAAAAGGAAUAAUUUUG
Molecule: messenger RNA, 6901 nt
Organism: Alligator sinensis (Chinese alligator)
Lineage: Eukaryota; Metazoa; Chordata; Crocodylia; Alligatoridae
Gene: RPS19BP1
Product: ribosomal protein S19 binding protein 1
Exons: 3
Coding region: 43-546 (167 amino acids)
Cellular component (GO): nucleolus
Molecular function (GO): enzyme binding
Source: RefSeq, a predicted model, not a curated record